Messenger RNA from Rotaria sp. Silwood2, 1524 nucleotides. NCBI's taxonomy places the organism in Eukaryota, Metazoa, Rotifera, Eurotatoria, Philodinida, Philodinidae. The record is from the annotation of a GenBank genome assembly.
AUGAGUAAAUUACCGACACAUAAUUCAUCCUUAUCACCAACAAAAAUAGUUUUUCGUCAACCACGAACACCAACAGAUUCUCAACAAAGAAAUUCGCAUAGAGAAGACUCGCCAGAUAAGAAAUUCAGAAUUGGUGAUCGAGUUAGUAUUCAUGGUACAUCAGGAAUAAUAGCAUUCAUUGGUUCAACACAGUUUGCGGAAGGUGAAUGGCUUGGAAUUGUUCUAGACGAAGCAACAGGCAAAAAUGAUGGUUCACAUGGUGGUAUUCGCUAUUUUGAAACGGAUGCUAAUCGUGGUCUUUUCUGUCGACCUGAUAAAGUUCAACCUUUAUCCGUUAAUGGUUCUUCUCAAAGAAAUUCACUAUUAUACACUCCAACAAGAUUGUCUGCUAUAGAUGAAACUAACCAUACAUUAGAACUAACUACUAAAAAUCUUCAAAUAGGCGAUCGAGUAGUUAUUCGUGGAACAAAAUAUGGUACACUAAAAUAUAUUGGUAAAAUACAUCUUAGUGAAGGUAUUUGGUGCGGUAUUAAAUUAGAUGGUCCAUUGGGUAAACAUGAUGGUAAAGUUGAUGGAAAACGAUAUUUUACAUGUCCACAUCGUUUUGGAAUAUUUGCUCCUUUACAUAGUGUUGAAAAAGUCAUCACUGAUUCCAACGAUGACCGACGACUUUCUCGGCAGUCGAUCAUGUCAACAGGUUCAGGUGAUCAAUUUCAUGAUACGACCAGUCAAGAUUCGACCCUUUCUGAAUUUUCAACAUCAUCAAAUAGUUUGAGUUAUGUUUUACAACGAUUACCAACAAAAGUUCGUCAACCAAAUUUUUCUACCGAUAUAACAUCGAAGGAGACAUUAUCAUCAACACAAACAACAGAUUUACUUGAAAAAAUAAAAGAAAAAGAUCUAUUUAUUGAAAAAUUAAAUAAAGAAAAUGAUAGAGAUCAUUUAGAACUUUCGAAUUCUAUAGAAAAAAUGAAUCAAAUGAAAAAACAUAUGACAACAUUACAACAACAAUACGAAACAAAAGAAAAACAAAAUGAACAAUUAAUAAAAGAACAAGCUGAAUUAAAACAACGUUUAGAAAAUUUACAAUUUCAAAUUGAAGAAUAUCAAUAUCCUGAAAUAGAUACAGACCUCUUAAAAAUAUCUGAUGGCGAUCAUAAUCAAUUAUUAUUUCAAGAUGAAAUAACAAAUUAUGAACAAACAAAAGAAAAACUUAUUCAACUUGAAUCAAUUAAUAAAAAUUUAAUACAUGAAAAACAAAUAUUACAAGAAGAUUUAAAACAAUAUAAUGAUAUGAAAAAAAACGAAAAAGAAAUAAAUAAGUUUAUUAAUGAUUUAGAAAAACAAAUUGAAUCACUCAAAAUUCAAGUAUCUGAUUUACAAAAUAAAGAACAAAAUAAAACUACUCAAUUGAAUGAAAAAGAUACAUACUACAAACAGCAAAUCAUUGAGUAUCAAUCAAAAAUUGAUCAAAUUACUAAACAAGAUCAAAAUGUAUCAUUUCUUUUUUAUUUUAACAAAUAA